AUGGAAACAACUAAUGCUAUCGCAGAUACAACCACAAAUAAUAAUAAUAAUAAUGAAGAAAUAAAUAAAGUUGAAAAAGAUAUAAAUAAUGAACAACCAAUAACCACCACAACCACAACCACCAACACAGAUUUAAACGAAAAUAAACAAGAAGAAUCUACAGAUAAAAUUCAUGUCCCAAACAGCACACUAUUCAGUUUAGUUCUUUUUAAUUUACCAAAAUAUAUGGAUUUAAAGAAAUUCAAUAAAUUUUUAGAACAAAAUAAGGUGCCAUACAAGAAAACAAAAAAGAUAGUUAAAGAAUCUUUUGGUGUUAUUAGUUUUGAUUCAGUUGAAGUUAGAGAUAAGUUUUUAGAAAAAUUAAAUGGUUUUGAAAUGGGAACUAAAAAAUUAAAAUGUGAAAUUAAAGAAGAAAAAGCAGAUAGAAUGAAAAGAAAAUUCAAUGAACAAAAUGAUGACAGAGAAAGCAAGUUAAAGACAAUUGAAGAGAUUGUAUGUCCAUGGUACAAUAUACCAUAUGAAGAGCAAUUGCAAAAGAAGAAAGAACAAAUUAUAAAUAUUUUAAUCAAUAUAAAGAGUGAAACUAGAAAAGACAGUUUACAUAAUCUGCCAUUUUGGUUGGAAAGACGUGACAAAACUAGAGAAGAAAAGAUGUGUUGUCCAUUAGAAGAAAUCAUUGCAUCACCCACUAUUCAAAACUAUCGUAAUAAAGCUCAAUAUACCAUCGGUUUAGAUGAAAAUAAUGUUCCAUGUGUUGGUUUUGCAUUAGGACGUACUGGUAAUGGUGUUACCAUUGUUGCCGAUCCAUCCAAUGCACCAUUAAUCUCAACUCGUUCAAAUGAAAUUCGUCGUUUAUUCAACGAUUACAUCAUCUCACAUCCACGUAAGCCAUUCGAUAAGAAUACACACGAGGGUUUUUGGCGUCAAUUAACCGUUAGAGAUUUCAGCACUGGUGAAUCAAUGGCAACUGUUCAAUUUAACCACAAGGGUUUAAGUGAAGAAGAAAUCAAUAAGGAAAAGGACAAUUUAAAGAAAUUCUUUGAAUCUUUACCAGCCGAUAAACAAUUGACCUCUUUAUCAAUUCAAUUAUAUGAUGGUAUUUCAAAUGCUGCACCAGUAGAUUUACCAACUGAAACUAUUAUGGGUCCAAAUUAUAUUCACGAAAAACUUUUGGGUUAUACCUUCCGUGUUUCACCAAAUGCCUUUUUCCAAGUUAACACAAAAGCUACAGAGCUUCUCUACUCUAAAGUAUUAGAAUGGGCCGGAGUUAGCGAGAAUACUCAUCUUUUAGAUGUUUGUUGUGGUACAGGUACAAUUGGUCAAUGCGCAAGUAAAAAAGUAAAAUGCAUCACCGGUUUAGAAAUUUCACCAGAUGCUAUCACCGAUUCAAUCUCAAAUGCCCAACUCAAUAAUAUCACCAAUGCUGAAUAUACAUUAGGCAAGGCUGAAGAUACAUUACCAUCAAUGCUCACUAAAUUUUCAAAAGAUGAAGAGUUUAUUGGUAUCGUCGAUCCACCAAGAUCUGGUUUACACAAUGAUGUACUUAAAGCAAUUCGUUCAUUCGAGCCAAUGAAAAAAUUAGUUUAUGUUUCAUGUAAUCAAAAAUCACUCGUUCAAGAUUCAAUUAAACUCUGUAAAGGUAUUUCAAAGGCAAUGAAAGGAACACCAUUUAUACCAACUAAAGCCAUAGCAUUCGAUCUUUUCCCUCACACAGAUUUAGUAGAAUUGGUUGUAUUAUUUGAAAGAUAUAAUGAAGAUAGUGAUAAAAAAUUAAAUAAAGAAGAUGGUGAAAUUCAAGAAGCUAAUUCAAAAAAUAAUAAUAACAAUAAUAAAGAUAUAAAUGAAGACGAUAAAAAGAGAAAGAGAGAAGACGAUGGCAACACCAACAAUAACGAAAAUAAUGAAAAUAAUAGUAACAAAGAAAUAAAAUUAGAAUAAUAAAAUAAUAAUUAAUUUAAAAAAUUUAUAAAUUAUAAAUAAAAAUAAGUAAUAAUAAUAAUAAUACUAUUAAUUAUUAAUUUUUAAAAUUU
This is a messenger RNA of Dictyostelium purpureum, 2030 nucleotides long. RefSeq lists its product as uncharacterized. Gene Ontology annotation, molecular function: RNA methyltransferase activity; nucleic acid binding. The coding region runs from base 1 to 1938 and encodes 645 amino acids. The record is from RefSeq and is a predicted model, not a curated record. The transcript has 2 exons. Gene Ontology annotation, biological process: RNA processing. NCBI's taxonomy places the organism in Eukaryota, Evosea, Eumycetozoa, Dictyosteliales, Dictyosteliaceae.